Contarinia nasturtii (swede midge) is the source of this 1634-nucleotide messenger RNA. It is a transcript of the gene CSN3, whose product is annotated as COP9 signalosome complex subunit 3. Bases 147 to 1451 code for a protein of 434 amino acids. Gene Ontology annotation, biological process: ubiquitin-dependent protein catabolic process. The transcript is spliced from 7 exons. Lineage: Eukaryota; Metazoa; Arthropoda; Insecta; Diptera; Cecidomyiidae. The record is from RefSeq and is a predicted model, not a curated record. Gene Ontology annotation, cellular component: COP9 signalosome.
AAUUCCAUACAUACAUAAAAGUGGUUUACAAUUUUAUACGAACGAAUCCAUCACUAUCGUCAUAUUCAUUUUUUUGUUUAUAGCUUUGAAAGCGAAGACAUUACCAUUUUAAACAAAAAGAAAAGUUAUAAAUAUAAUGAAGUAAAAUGGCUUCAGCUUUGGAACAUUACGUAAAUAAUGUGCGUUCAUUUAGCUCAUUAGGAAAUUUCCGCGAACUCAUCGAGUACUUGAAUGGAACAUCUGAUUUGUUGGCAAAAAAUGGAAAUAUUUUGGAUAACGUUUUAGAAACACUUGAUGUGCAACAACAUUCACUUGGUGUUCUACACGUCCUAGUUGCAAAACUGAUAAACUUUUCGAAUGCAACUUCUGAUGGUGAAAAUAUAAUCAAACUGGUUCGUGAUUUCAUUCAGGCUUGUAAUGGAGAACAGGUUCGACAUGCUCCACAAGCUUAUGCGGAGCUCUGUCAUCUUUUUACAAACUACAUCAUCAAAUCGGGUACCUCACCAAUUCAAGGCAUAAAAGUACUGGCACAUGCAGUUGACAAAAUUCGUUUGUUCGAUUCUCAACUAACUCCAGUACAUGCCGAUCUGUUUCAGCUCAGUUUAUGUGCAAAGAUUUUCAAUCCAGCGUUGAAAUUUUUGGACAUAGAUAUUACAGCCAUUUCGACGACUGAGGACAAUAAUCACGAUGCGAAAUAUUUUCUUCUGUACUAUUAUUAUGGUGGCAUGAUUUAUUCAGCUAUCAAGAACUAUGAACGGGCUCUCUAUUUUUUUGAAGUAGCUGUUUCAACCCCAGCACUGGCUAUGUCUUACAUUAUGCUAGAAUCAUAUAAGAAAUACAUUUUGGUGUCGUUGAUUUUGGAAGGCAAAAUUAGCAGUAUACCAAAAUAUUCAUCACAGGUGAUUACACGAUUUGUCAAGCCACUCAGUCAUGCAUAUCAUGACUUGGCAACAGCAUAUGAAACAUCGCAAAGUGACGAGAUUCGAAAUGUUAUCAAUAAAUAUCGCGAGGUGUUCGUACGUGAUAUGAAUUUUGGUUUAGUCAAACAGGUUGCGGCUUCUCUUUAUAAAAAGAAUAUUCAAAGACUUACGCAAACAUUUUUGACACUAUCAUUAGUCGAUGUUGCGAAUAAGGUGCAUUUAAAUGGACCAAACGAAGCCGAAAAAUAUAUCGUAGAUAUGAUCAAAUCGGGUGAAAUUUUUGCAUCAAUUAAUCAAAAAGAUGGCAUGGUUGUAUUCAAGGAUGACCCUGAAAAAUAUAACACCCCCGAAAUGUUCCAAAGCAUUCAAGAGGACAUCACACAAGUGAUGGAACUCAACAAGCAAAUCGUAAAAAUGGAAGAAGAAAUAAAAUUAAAUCCGCACUAUGUUAAGAAGUCAAUUGGAAAUCAAGACGAGGAUUUGGUUAGCUGUCCGACAAAAUCAUUUCCACCAAACGAUCAAAUGGAAUAAAUUUUCUCUUGGUUUCACUGCUCCAGAAAAAAAUUCAAACACAAAAUAAAAGGAAUCCUAUUUCAACCAACAAAUACAUCUGAAAAAGGAGUUUGUAAUACAUUUACGCUUUCCGUUUACUAUGUUUAAAUAAAUUAUGAAUAAAAAAAUACCAUAGUAUUUUGAAGAUGACUUUAGCGAGAA